AGGUAUUGUAGAAGACUUUUUUUUAAUCAUUAAUGACAUUUUAUCGUUUGCCAUUUAAUAAAAAUUGAAAAUACGAUUUGUCAGUUUGUAGAGUAAAAAUUUAUACUUUUUAAUAAUAAAUAGAUAUAAUACCACAGUGCAUUCAUUAUUAUAUAAUUUUUCCGAAAUGUCUUACGAUAACUCAUACAACUUCGAACGAAUACUUUUGUAGUUUGUAUUGAUUGUAUCUUCACCUAUAUAAACACAACAAAACGAGAAGAAUGUCUUUAAUAGAAGGUGUUGGGGAUGAAGUGGUGCAGUUCGUGGUUGUUGUGUUGGUUGUGGUGGUAGCUUCUUUAGCUUGGUGGUCCACCAAUGCAAGACCUGAUAGAUACAGAACUGUACUUGUGAUGAGAUCUCGACCCCAUCACCCUGUUACAGUCAGCAUUUUAACGAGAUCAAACAUAACCAAUACCCAAGUAAAUACUACACCACCGUCAACUUUAGAACCUAUUGCUGCAAAUAACACAAGUUCUGAUAAUGAGAACAGCAGAGACAAUAGAGUGAUACCUCUACAGGAAAUGGACAGCAUUGUUGAUGCAGAUAUGGCGAUGUUGAACAACAAUCGUUUACAUUUCUAUCGAAGGAUUGAUUCUCCUCCUAAUAACCAAAUCAUCUCUGAAACUCAAAGUGAAGAAACAGAUAACAUGGAGGAACAAGAGCCUGCGAGCAACGCUCAGAUAAGAGAGAUGGACAGUAUAGUCAGUGCCAUGGAGGCUGAUGUCACAACUGGAUGUGACUUUUUUACAAGAUCAAGUGAAUCACAUUCUAAUUCAAAACCAAUAUCAGCAAUAUCCAGUCAAAAAGAAGAAUCAUCUACAGACCGAGAAAUUGCUGAUGUUGAGACAGAAAAUGCCGUUGGGACAUCUAGUGAUGUAAUAGACAGUGCUGGCGAUGAAAGAAAAAUACUAAUUAAGCUUAAAUAUCUAAAUGACACGUUAAAAGAAGUAGAAGGAAGCCUUGAUGAACUUUUAAAGGAUUUCAAACAACGGCACUUCUCGGCGGAGUUGUGCGCCGACCGUCGCGUUCGACUCAUUUUCCGUGGUCGCGUGUUAGGCGAUGAGGCUGCCACGUUACGUGCGUGCGGCUUGCAUCACCAGGCCGUGGUGCACUGCCUCGUGCAUCCCUCCCAUUCGCCGCGAUCGCCUCGCGUCGCCUCUCAGCAACAACAAAACUUAUCAGAGACAUCCACUAACGCCACUCACGAGCUGGUGACUGAGACCGCGGCGGUGCCGGAACGCGCGUGGGAUCUCGAGAACAUCCUUAUGACUCUAGUCUCUGUCGCACUCACCGUAGUAUGGUUCUUCAGGUGUGAAUAUUCCAACAUGUUUACGGCCAGUGCCAGUGUCGCCCUAUUUGGAUUGACCGUGUUCUAUAGUGUUGCAAUAUUUGGUAUUUAUCUAUCAGAUACAUUCCAUUUCGACCGACGACCUGCGCAACCCUUACCCAAUAACUAAAACGAAUCUAAAUGUACACAUUACUUUUGAACCGCCUUUUAUAAACUUUAAUGUAUUUCAUGAGCCUGUGGUCGGUUUAUGUAAUAUUAAAUCGAUGAUAAAAAUAUAUAUAUUACCACAGUAUAUUUGCUCAUAAAACAUUUUAGCUUGUACUGCAACAUCUAAAAUAGUUGCCUGCGUGAAGAUAUUUAAUGCAUAAAAAUCUUCUCGAAGUUUCUAAUAUAAAAAUGUUUUAAAAUUUUGGAUAAAAUGCUUGCGUAAAGUGAAAUUAAUAUAGAUAUAAUUUAGUCAAACAGAGGAAGUACCAAAUAAUAAAUUAGGUACAAUUUUCUAUAAAAUAACACUACAGAGUGUGAUAUUUUUCAUCAGUUUUAAAAUGUUUUAAUCAGAUAAUAUUUUAUGCUUCCUUGACUUGAGUAUAAAUAAAAAAUUACUUAAUUAUUAUUAAAAAUUAGCAUACAUUCAUGUAAAGCACAAAACCUUUUUAUUUUUACCGUCCAAAUAAUCUCAAUCAUGAUUGUACCACUUAUUUAUUUAAUUAAAAUGGAUCAUAUCGCCAUCAUAAAAAUACUAGUGACAGUAUCUGAAUGAGUAUUCAGCAACUGUAGGAUAUACAAUUCCUGAAAUAAUAAUUAUUAUCUGUUUGAAUCCAAAUAUAUGACAUAUUUACUUAUACCUUUUUGUUUUUGAGGUCAAAACGUAAAUAUGCUACUUAACUAAACUAAACAGUUAAGCUAUUAAAAGAUUAUACAUUCAAUACAAACAUUUUUUUUUUUUUCCAUUAACAUCUAUAAAGUAAUAAGUAGUAACCCUAAGGGUAAUUUAAUCAAUUAGUGAAUUUGUAAAUCAAUAUUAUAAUAGACAUAUUUUAUGGUGAAAUAAAAAAUGUAAUUCUAAUGUAUAUAUCACUAAAUAUCAUUACUUUAAUCAUUAUUAUUAUUAUUUCAGUUUUGUGAAUUUAAGAAAACGAUUUCAUCUUUACAAAAUGACUACAUUACAUUUAUUUAUAAAUAAUAUACAUACAUUUGGAACAAACAUAGAAAAAAUAUUGCUUCUGUAUCAAAAUCUGUAAAUUUCUAAAAUAUAAAUUGUAUUCUAAAUACAGUUUGUAUUAUAACUUGUAUGAUCGCGACAUGAUCUGAUGCAGAUUUACUGGCGACGGUUUUUGUUUAUAAUAGAAUGAAUAUAUUUAUGUAAAUGCAAAAUCAUAACUGGGUUCAGCGAAUGUAAAUAAAAAUAGGUUAAAAAUUAAUGUAUUUAAUAAGAAAUACGGUGACUGCUGCACACUUUAGUUAUCUGAAACAUCAUAGUUGGCGCGAUUUCUCGUGUAUAUUGUACAUUAAUUGCUGCUGAAACAUUUUAUUGUUAUUUAAUUUUUAAGUUCAUGCAAUAAAUUUAAACCAAAAA
This is a messenger RNA of Vanessa tameamea, 2903 nucleotides long. RefSeq names its product transmembrane and ubiquitin-like domain-containing protein 1. The record is from RefSeq and is a predicted model, not a curated record. The transcript has 10 exons. Bases 261 to 1496 code for a protein of 411 amino acids. Lineage: Eukaryota; Metazoa; Arthropoda; Insecta; Lepidoptera; Nymphalidae. Gene Ontology annotation, molecular function: protein binding.